ACGUCACACCUCGUGACAUGGACGCUUUCUUGAUUGUGACAAAUGUUCUUAUCAUUCAACUUUCCUUGUCUAUAAGAGUCUUGGGGUCGACUAGGAAAAUUUACAAGCUGGUGGAGGAGGCAAGGACGUGGUCGGAGGCCAGGGACUUCUGCAAGGCACAAGAUGGGGACCUCGGUGUAGUCACCGACUUCUACUCAAGUCCGGGGCGAUACCUUGCGCACGCUCUUGAGUCCACCCCUGACCUCAAGGCCUGGGUUGCAGGAAAAGGACAUGAUGAUGGAUGGGAUUGGUACGAUAAGCAACGAAAGCAAGCUGGAUCGGUCACUCCAAUGUCACAGCUUAUCGCAUACAGAGGCUGCGUUAAGCCCGAAUUCAUUAUGGGUGGAGUGCGAAUGAAGAAUAAUAAUGCUAUGGAUUGCUUUAAAAAAUGUGAAUGGAAAGGUGCUAUUGCCCUUAAGAGUUGGUAUUGUAUUUGUGAAUGGCGUCUGCGAAAUAUCACGGUGACCGAAACUGACUACUGUGACAUCACGUGUCCUGGACGAGAGGGCGAAAGGUGCGGGGGCAUCCAUGGCGUCUCCCUGUACCAAAUGAAUUCACGUGCCGUGCUGUGGGGGCAGGACGAACCCUUAGCAGCCAGGGGCUGUGUUUACGUGAACAGACCUUAUGAGGACGAACCUUGGAGCUGGCACGCCUCGCACUGUCACAUGAUCAGGCGUUUUCUUUGUAAAUACGACGACCACCAUAUCUGCGGUGUCUACCCAUCUUGUGUUCGGCCCUCCACCAAACCGGCGACGUGGGAGGACGCUGUAGAUGAAUGUCAGCUUAACAAUGGAACCAUUGCAACAGUUGACGUCACACACAUGCAUGAGAGUGAUGAAAUCAUCACAGUUCCACCUGGUCAGUUCUGGAUCGGUCUUAGUAAGCAAGAAAGCUGGAAAUGGACAAAUGGGGUACCUAUUCCGGCUACAUACUUCCAUGCCGACCGGUAUGAUAAAUGCACGAGCGACACGUGCGUCGUGUUACAAAAGAAAGGCGACCUCAAACUGGCCGGAGAUUUGUGUGAUAAUAGGAGACCUUUCAUAUGUCAAUUCUAUGUGGAGCACCAUUCACCGGUCAAGAACCCACCCUUUGAUCAGAAAGAUGACCCCUCUGUAGGGGUUAAAGGUCGGAAAAACAAUACCUCAACUGGGGACCCGGAUGUUGAAUCCAGAGAGGAGAUGUACAAAACCGUGAUGUACCUGGCGAUCGGAGUGGCCUCUGGGAUGGCUUUCGUCUUCUCUAUCUGUAUCAUAGCCUAUGUGGCUAGACGUUGCAGGCAGCGUUCCAAAUGGAAAGCAAGGGGAGGAUUCCGACAUCGCAGAGUCAACAACAAUGGAGGAUUUGUAAACGAAUCAAUGCACGGGUCCUCAUCAGCUCCGCACAAACAGGAAACGGAUGUAAUUCUUUACGACAUUCCUUGUGAUUCUCAAGCGUCGUCGGAGUCGCCUUUUCGGCGGACGCAGCGAGUCCUUCGCGAAGAAUCGUUACGGGAAACACCAUAUACACACACUCGAAGAGGAUCUGACGGGUACCGCAGUCUGUCCUGGAAACGAGUCCCUAGCGGCUCUAGAAAGGAAAAGGAUACCAAGCCCAGGGAGCGACAAUUCAGUCGCCCUGAGAUUCGAUCGGUGUACACGGGACCAGAGACGGAGAGGUCGUUCAUGGAUGCCAGUUACAUGAUCCAUCAGGUACAGGCACAAUGUCACAACGAUCGUCAGGUUCCACGCAGCGAGUAUGUAGAUAUUGAAACCACCGCCAGACAGCGCACUCGCAGAUUCUCCGACUUGGAGAACGAUGAUGCUAUUCACUUGGCAGACACGUAUAGUCAACCAGUUCGAAAUAGGAGACCAAGCGACAACGGAGCGUUAUCAUCAAUGGACACCAGUGAUUUGUAUGCUUGUGUACAUAAAGUCAUGUCAAAUCGAGACUGAUUUUAUUCAUAUUAAAACCACCGCCAGGCAAAGUACCCACAGAUUCUCUGGAGGACGAUGAUGAUAUCGACUCGGUACACACGUAUAGUCAACCAGUUCUAAACAGGAGGCCAAGCGACAACAGAGCUGUGGCAUUAAUGGACACCAAUAAUCUGUGUGCUUGUGUACAUAAAGUCAUGUCAAAUCGAGACUGAUCUCAUUGAGAAAAGGGCGUUGUUGUUGGCUUGAUAUGCAACACAAUACAUAGCUUUAAUGAAGUCAACCAGCUCAAAAGAGUAUCUUCUAUAUAUGCUUGACGUUAUCUUUUUCCUAGAUUUAAGGUACACUGCAAGUUAUACUUCCGGUUUUAAUAUCUAUGGUGAAAAUUGAAGUCAUGGAUAGGUUACCUCGCGGUAGCUUUCAGAUCUCCAGAUUGAAAAAAGAGCACAAAGAGUAUGUAAUGAUGAAAAUGAUUUUAUUUAUUUUAGCUGGUCUGUCUGUAUGCUCCCCGAUAAUCAUCGGCGGGAUUGUAUAGUCUCUGACUUGUCCGUCCAUCCUAAGACGAUUUGCGGUGUACCAAAUUAACGACCCGCAACCCCUUAAUCACAGAAAUUAGGAUAAUGAAACUUGAUGUAUACGUUUAUCAUACAAAUACCACAACUCCUUCAUUACCGAGUUAUUGCCCUUUGUUAAAAAUAUCUUUUCUGGAGCAUAACUUUGUUUACUGUGUUGUGUACCAAAUUCAGGGCCUUCAACUCCUCAAUUACAUAUUAUUUGCCCUUUUUAAAAAAUAUCUUGUCCCGAGCAUAACUUGCAUGCAUUUCAGGUUCGAUAAUAAAACUUGGUGUGUACAUUGCUUAUACAAAGACAAUGUGCAGUAUACCAAUGGGGCAGGAGAGAUGGUGGCUGGAGUUAUUGCCCUUUGUUCAAAUUUGUGUCAAAGGAAGUCAUGCUUUAUAAAGUUGGAAUUCUUUAUAUAGCAAAUCAUCUCUUGUUUUUAUCUAAACAUAUAUAUAUAUAUAUCAAUUUCCUAUCCUCACUAUGACUACAUUCGGUAUACUUUUAUUACAGUAGAAAUAUUUUCAUCGAAUUCCAUUUACUAUUGUUUGCGCAAAUAUUUGAUUAUCGCCUUUCGUAAUACUGUACACAUCUGUCUUCUCGUUUUGUGAGUUGAUUUCCGGUUAUUACCGGUACAUGUACAUUUACAAUUUAUCAAUUUGACUUGUGACUUUAUUGGGUGUCGUUUCUACCGUUUACUUUUAUGACUUUAACAGUACUUUAAAAGUUGUUCAGUCUUGUAUCAGUUACGGUCAGACAUGAUCCAGAAACAAACAUUCGGCGCUUGGAACGGUGCAGAAUCAAAUCAUUUAUCAACGUUUUUCGGGAUUUAAGAAUACAAAUGGAAAUCUUUCCGCAGUUAUUCCAGUUUUCCUUCGUCUGUAAUUUGUCCAUGGCUCUCGCCCGCGAUGGUGGAAAUGACAUACACUAUACACAACGAUGUGAUCAUAAUAUAUUGACAGGGUGAUAGGAUACACUGUUAUAUACCUUUCGCCAAAAGUUCUAGCUCACUGACAACGAAGUCCAGGUCUGAUUCUUGGAGAGCUGGAUUCGAAAUAGCCACACGGAAAAAGUUUGGCAAGUCAAGUAAAGGUUGAUAAGCUAGCAUCAUCGAACCUUUCUCCAUCAUCGCAGCCUUCAGUCUAGGAGCAACCUUUAACAUUUUAAAAAUUUACUUUCAUUAGUGCCGAACAAGGUCUGCCUAAUUUGAAGCUAUUGUAUAAACGAUAUUAUCUAUACGUCAUAGUAACUUAUUGUCUGAUUUUUAGACUUGUAGACUGAUAUAUUAAAUUUGCUUGCUAUAA
Ylistrum balloti is the source of this 3811-nucleotide messenger RNA. RefSeq lists its product as uncharacterized. Gene Ontology annotation, molecular function: carbohydrate binding. Gene Ontology annotation, cellular component: external side of plasma membrane. Bases 18 to 1970 code for a protein of 650 amino acids. Gene Ontology annotation, biological process: biological process involved in interspecies interaction between organisms. NCBI's taxonomy places the organism in Eukaryota, Metazoa, Mollusca, Bivalvia, Pectinida, Pectinidae. The record is from RefSeq and is a predicted model, not a curated record. The transcript is spliced from 10 exons.